This is a messenger RNA of Symbiodinium sp. CCMP2456, 1586 nucleotides long. The record is from the annotation of a GenBank genome assembly. NCBI's taxonomy places the organism in Eukaryota, Dinophyceae, Suessiales, Symbiodiniaceae.
AUGGCGGCUGAAUCGGUCCACCAGCCGGGCCAGGUCGCUAUAGACGUGCCGGAAACGACCCGGGGCAGUGGGAUUGCCAUGGAAGGGCACGAGAUGCCGUCAACCGACCCAUGCCUCGGGGAUGUGCCUUCCGUGCCGUGGCUUCCGAGAGAAACGCAUCCGGUGCCGAGCCAGUCGCGGGACCCCGUACAGCAGCUGCACCAGACACAGGUCAGCAACAAAAUUUCCCAUCCGCCCUGUACCAAUGGUGGGGCUGUCUCCUUUACACUCUUGGCGCAGAACAUCAACAUAUCGGAGCUCUGCAGCCGAAGAAGUCUGGCUUCUGCGUUCAAGGCGGCUAUCCAGUCCGCCGUGGCGCAGGAGCUGGGCCACAACUUCUUGCCAGAGUAUGUCGAUGUACGGUUGAGCCCGGACUCUGCCGCCAUUCCAGUGGUGGUACUGCCGCCCGCGGGGAUGUCGGCGAGGGAGUUGCAUGCCCAACUCUGCACCCGGCAGCUGCCCGGAUGGUCUGUUGCAGGCCGCGUCGCUAGCCUGGAGGGGUUCCGAAGCGUCUGCCUCUCCUCUCUUUGGGUCCUUUGUAGCGUUGGCAUGCCCUCCGUGGUCGCAGUAGCUUCCGAUGAGCUCGCGUCCACCACGGUUUCUGCCGGGUCUCCACUGGCGGAAGGGCUGGAGCACAAGAGCUCGAGCCUGGAGGUCCCGGAGGUCCCUCAGGAGGAGAUCCCGUCGAUCCCGCUUCCUCAAAGCCUCCAGCGUUCCGGCCACACGCCGCGGGAGGGCUCCGACGCAGGGAAGCCCCGCGGACCGGCUGCCAAGCGAGCUGCUGGCAGGCCGAAGGGCACCAGCUCGGGCAAGGUGCGCCCCAGAGGGAGCACCCAGGGACACCUCAGUCCCGCGCGGUCUCCGGCACGGUCACCGGCACGGUCGGCGGCGCGGCAGCUGGAUUUCUCAGGCGCAGACGAUGCACCGGCACUCCGGCCAAUGCUGCUGGGCGGUGACGAUCACAAAGAUCUGCAGAAUGGCCUCUACAUUCCUGGUCCGGCAGAGGACAGCGAGGACUCAAGGGAUAUGCUCCCUCCGGCACCGGCAGAGACGCAGGGGACGCGCCGGCCCACCGUCACCCAGCCCUUCUUCCCGCCGCCCUCGCCGGCGCGGCGGCCGCAACCGCUGGGCGGCCACAAGGCACAGGCGCAAGCUUCUGCGACCCGGCCCGCUGAGAUCGAAAGGCAGACGUCCUCGGACGAGGAGCUCAGUUUCAUCGAUCCGGCGUCCCAUCCCCACAGAGCCCAGGAGGCUGUGCUGAAGCCGCGGCAUUCGAAGGCGCAGGCCGCACCGCCUCGGACAGAGACGAAGAGGCCUUCCCAACCGAGUUCUGCCAAGACCGUCACGCAGCCGCAGGCGGUGCCUGCUUCGGCGCCAACAGCAGCCUCUGCGGAGACUCUGGAAAGGCCGAGGGGCUCAGAUGCUGCGACCACGAGUGUUGCAGCAGGAGCUGCCACGGUAGCAGCGCCGCAGCUACCCGAGGCACCUUCGACACCGGUUGCCGAGCCACCUUUGAAAGAGGCUGCCUGUGGAUCUACAUCGUCGCC